AUGACUAAGAUCCGAGCUCGCGAUCUCCGCAAUCACAAGAAGGAUGAACUCAUCAAGAUGUUGGUCGAACAGAAAACUGAGCUCGCAUCCCUUCGGGUUUCGAAAGUUACCGGAGGAGCUGUUGCAAAGCUUUGCAAGAUUCGUGUUGUUCGUAAGACAAUCGCCCGAAUCUUGACCGUGAUCAACCAGAAUUACAAGCAGGAGCUUCGCAAGUUCUACGCUGGUCACAAAUACAAGCCGAUUGAUCUGCGCAAGAAGCAAACUCGUGCCAUCAGAAGGCGUCUCACCAAGCACGAACAGAGCCUGAAGACUGCUAAGCAACUGCACAGGGAGCGUGCUUUCCCUAUGAGGAAGUUCGCCGUGAAGGCCUGA
Messenger RNA from Necator americanus (New World hookworm), 372 nucleotides. RefSeq lists its product as uncharacterized. Bases 1 to 372 code for a protein of 123 amino acids. Gene Ontology annotation, molecular function: mRNA binding; structural constituent of ribosome. The transcript has 3 exons. Gene Ontology annotation, biological process: translation; maturation of LSU-rRNA from tricistronic rRNA transcript (SSU-rRNA, 5.8S rRNA, LSU-rRNA). Lineage: Eukaryota; Metazoa; Nematoda; Chromadorea; Rhabditida; Ancylostomatidae. The record is from RefSeq and is a predicted model, not a curated record. Gene Ontology annotation, cellular component: cytosolic large ribosomal subunit; ribosome.